Molecule: messenger RNA, 906 nt
Organism: Penicillium brevicompactum
Lineage: Eukaryota; Fungi; Ascomycota; Eurotiomycetes; Eurotiales; Aspergillaceae
Exons: 3
Coding region: 1-906 (301 amino acids)
Source: RefSeq, a predicted model, not a curated record
AUGCUUCCUAUGGAUUUAGGGGCUCUGUGGAAGGUCAUAUGUCGCCGUGACCGUGACUGGGAAGAGAGCUUUGUCUUGCAGCACGGUCAGCUUCAAAGGUGGCUGAUCAGUGCGCGCAACGUUUUAACCAAGUCUGACGGGCUGCACACAGUAACAUUGGCAGACAUAGAGCUCCAAACAAGAUAUAUUCUUUUCGUUAUUGGGCAAUAUACAUCCCCUAACUCGAGCUUUCUAGCUGAAACCUUCCAAAGCGAAUAUCCUCCGUACCGGCCGUUUGGGGCGAGGGCAAGCAUCGCGCUAAUUUGUCUUGUCUUUGAGGGCAUUCGGGUUGAUGAAAUGGAAGGAUAUGAAUCAAAGGAAAUAUGGACUCGCGACCAAAACUUCCUGAAAAUGAUGGCAUCCCGGCUAAAGGAAUCGCCGUUGUUUGGCCCUGAAGUUUCAAUGCUCCAUUUGCAGUCUAUGAUAUUAAGCCUACAGAGGGCUUUCCAGUGUGAAGAAAUUCGUGUUUCUAGCACGAAGUUCCGGACUUUGAGGAUCGAAAGCCACUUAGAAGUGCUAGGAUAUUAUCGACGGGCAUUUCUGGCUUUCGACCCAACACUAUUGCCAAAGAUUUUGGCCUCAUUGAGCAAAGCUGACGAUAUCACUGACAGCAUUGGCCAGAACCAGCUUACCAAUAUGGAGAGGUGCUUGGACAGAACCAAUUUGGCCUUGCGUCUGGCCAAUAUUUUCACAUCACUUGCGCCAGAGUGUUUGGACGCUGCUUUCCAAAACAUCUGCGAGAUUCAGCAGUCAAAAGCUGAUAAAGUCGUCGCUAUGGAGAUGAUGCAUGUCAAGUCAUUCGAAGAAGCAUACAAGUUGAACAGGAUUGACCCUACUACUGUCCGUGUUUUCCAUGUUUCCCCUUGA